Molecule: messenger RNA, 1890 nt
Organism: Argiope bruennichi
Lineage: Eukaryota; Metazoa; Arthropoda; Arachnida; Araneae; Araneidae
Exons: 2
Coding region: 1-1890 (629 amino acids)
Biological process (GO): DNA integration
Molecular function (GO): nucleic acid binding
Source: RefSeq, a predicted model, not a curated record
AUGCCAUCAAGAGGAUGCUCAAUGAAGAAACUUAUUGAAUCCAGAUGGUGGGAGGGUCCUCAUUGGCUGGCAUUGUCGGAAGAAGAAUGGCCUCAUUCUGCGGCAAUCGAUGACAAAGUGGAGGCUAACAAAGAAAAACGUAGAGAAGUAAUGACGUCAUUAAACCAUGUCGAUGAUUUUUCUUCAAGAGUCUUCAAUUACUUUUCAAAAUACACUAAAAUCCUAAGAAUGAUGGGUUGGAUACACAGAUUUAUAGGAAAUUGCCAGAAGACAAAAGUAGAAAGAGAAGAUGGCGAGUUAAAGGUCAAUGAGCUAAAAAUGGCAGAGAAAUAUAUCGUAAAGAUUAUUCAACAUGAUUCAUUUUCUUCAGAAGACAUAAAAAAGCUGAAGUCACUUAGUGUGUUUAAAGAUGAGGAAGACAUUCUACGUGUUAAGACCAGAUUAACUGAAAGAAAGGACCAUCACAAUUUUAUUUUCCCCAUGUUGCUUCCGAAGAAGCAUGCAGUUGUGGAGAAGUUGAUACUUCAUAAACAUCUAUCUUUGUCUCAUGCCGGGAUACAUAUAUUAAUCUCCAAACUUCGAGAAAACUUUUGGAUUAUCAAAAGCAGAUCAACUAUCCGAGGAGCUUUAUCUCGAUGUGUUAGAUGCAGAAGGCAUGAAGCUAAAGGACUGCAGACAGUGCCAGCUACUCUGCCCGAAAAUAGAGUUAGAGAUGCUAAGAUUUUCGAAAUUGUGGGAGUAGAUUUAGGAGGCCCACUAAUUUUGAAGAACAAGAGUAAAGCCUGGAUCAUACUUUUCAUCUGUGCUGUUUUCAGAGCGGUUCAUUUGGAACUGAUUUUGACCCUCUCUACUCAGGGAUUUUUACUUGGAUUUAGAAGAUUUAUUGCGCGUAGAGGGUGGCCAUCGAUAAUUUACAGCGACAAUGGUAGUAAUUUUGUCGGAUCCAACAAUCUCUUUGAGUCAAUUGAUUGGAAUAUUGUUGGAAGGGACGCUGCCAUACUUAAGAUAGACUGGAAGUUUAGUCCACCAGCAACACCAUGGUGGGGCGGUUUUGGGGAACGACUUGUGCAAAUGAUUAAGAAACUUUUACGUCGUAUCUUGGGCCAAGCGUCUUUAAACUACGAAGAGUUAAUGAGUGUAUUGUGUGACUGCGAAUCAACUGUGAAUUCCAGACCCCUCACAUAUGUGACAGAGGACUCGGACGAUCUCAUUCCUUUGACACCGUCCUUGUUUUUAGGCGAAAUUCCAGAGUUUGGUGUACCUGAUUUGGAUCACCUAUAUCGAAUUGAUUUCAACAAGAGACUUAGACAUCUUCAAAAUGUGCGAGAACUUCUGAGAAGAAGAUUUAGGUUGGAAUAUCUCAGCUUAUUGGUUCAACGUCCAUCAACAAUGUUAAUUUCUAGACAGAUAAAAAUUGGGGAUAUAGUUCUCGUCGAGUGUGACAACAAGUGCAAAGUGCUAUGGCCUCCAGCCAAAGUGACUGAGAUAUAUCCAGGAAAAGACGGCAAUGUUCGUGUUGUUCGAGUCAAAACCGCUUCCGGAGAAUUAUUCAAAUUAAUGAAUAAUUCCAAUCCCCUACCAAACGUAAAAUGGCACGGAACAAUCCUACUCAAAUUUCCAACCAAGAAAUUGUCACUAAGAAUUGCUUUUCCCCCGAUCGAAAACAUCAAAGGGCCCGCAACCGAAGCCCCGCCCACUAAAGUCCCACCCAUGAUGCUUAGAUAUGCUGACAAAUAUCAAGCUAUGUUAGCUGAUAUUGAAAAAGUUAGUGGUCCUACAAAAAAGAAAUUCAAUUACGGAUUUAUCAAAAUUUUCGCUACCACUAUCGACCAACAUCAAAAAAUUCAAUCCUUCGCAACCACUCAGGGCUAUGACUAUUAUAUUAUUUAA